Molecule: messenger RNA, 1765 nt
Organism: Cricetulus griseus (Chinese hamster)
Lineage: Eukaryota; Metazoa; Chordata; Mammalia; Rodentia; Cricetidae
Source: RefSeq, a predicted model, not a curated record
CCCCCGGCCUCCCGGGUCCCUCCGGAGCUCCGCUCCCACGCACCGCGAAUCAUCCAUACCUUCGCGCCCCAGCCACAGCUUCCUGGGGCGGGGCCUUGCGCUGGAAGCAAGGGCAGAACUUCCGGCAGCGGGAGGAAACCGCCAGCAAGUACCCAUGGCUUGGUAUCUGAAGCUGGUAGGCGUUCCCCUUAAGGUUCAGCGAUUCCACACGACUGCGUGUGGCUGCAAAGGCCGGACGGGCGCCGAGCACCUGUGGCUGAAGCGCCAUCUAAAGGACCCGUUUGUGAAGGCCGCAAAGGUGGAGAGUUACCGCUGCCGCAGCGCCUUCAAACUCAUGGCGAUAAAUGAAAAGCAUCACAUCCUGCGGCCCGGCCUCCGGGUGCUGGACUGCGGGGCGGCUCCGGGAGCCUGGAGUCAGGUGGCAGUGCAGAGAGUCAACGCCACAGGCACAGACUGCAGCUCUCCUGUGGGCUAUGUGCUUGGGGUCGAUCUUCUUCACAUAUUCCCUCUGGAAGGAGCAACUUUUCUGUGUCCUGCUGAUGUGACUGAUCCUGGAACUCGCCAGAGAAUCUUAGACCUGCUUCCCAGAAGGAAAGCGGAUGUGAUUCUGAGUGACAUGGCGCCCAACGCCACUGGGAUCCGAGACCUCGAUCACGACAGGCUUAUCAGCUUGUGCCUUACCCUUGUGGACAUGGCUGUGGACAUCCUGCAUCCUGGGGGGACACUGCUGUGUAAAACCUGGGCCGGAAGAAAAAGCCACCUGCUACAGAAGAGACUGACCCAGGAAUUCCAGAACACUAGGGUCGUGAAACCGGAAGCCAGCAGGAAGGAGUCUUCAGAGGUAUACCUCUUAGCCACACAGUACCGGGGAGGGAAGGGCAGUGAGCAGUGAGUCUGCCCUGCCUUUCUGGGAGUACUUUCCUGAGAGUGGCUGGCAUCUAAGAUGCAUUGUGGAUAUGAACAGCACCCUGAAGCACCUCUGGGUUUCUUAAGAGAUGAAAUAUGUAUUUGAGGGUCAUGAAAUUGAUGAAAAUGGGACCAGCAUGAUGACUUAGGGAGUAACAGUGCUUGCUACUAAGCCUGAGGCCCUGAGUGCUAUCUCCAGGACUCAAUAGUGGAAGGAGAGAACUAACUCCUGAAAGAUGUCCUCUGACGCCCAUGUGCACACGCACACAUAUGCACAUAGUAUGAACAAAUGUAUUGGGGUAACUGGUUUUUGUUGAGGUAAACCUUGCUGUAUAAGCUAGGCAUUGGUGGCGCACGCCUUUAAUCCCAGCACUCGGGAGGCAGAGGCAGAUGGAUCUCUGUGAGUUUGAGACCAGCCUGGUCUACAAGAGCUAGUUCCAGGACAGCCUCCAAAGCCACAGAGAAACCCUGUCUCGAAAAACCAAAAAAGCAAAACAAAACAAAUCAAAAAACCUUGCUGUAUCUGGGAAGAAAGAAUCCAGCUGAGGAAUUGCCUCCAUCAUAUUGGCCUUGUGGGAAAGUCUGUGAUACAUUUUCUUGAUUAAUAGCUGACUUGGGAAGCAAUGUGGGAGUGCCUAGCCCAGUGGGAGCAGUACCACCCCUGAGCAGGUAGUCCUGAGUUAUGUAAGGAAGCAGGGUGAGCAAGACAUGAAGAACGAGCCAAUAAGCAGUGGUCCUUCAUGGUCUCUGCUUCAGUUGCUGCCUCCAGGCUCCUACUUUGAGUAUCCACCUCAUCUUUUUUCAGUGGUAGAUUAUGAUUGGGAUGAGUAAGCCAAAUAAUAAACCCUUUCUUCCCAAG